Molecule: messenger RNA, 2139 nt
Organism: Anopheles coluzzii
Lineage: Eukaryota; Metazoa; Arthropoda; Insecta; Diptera; Culicidae
Gene: eIF4A
Product: eukaryotic initiation factor 4A
Exons: 4
Coding region: 129-1343 (404 amino acids)
Biological process (GO): cytoplasmic translational initiation
Cellular component (GO): cytoplasmic stress granule
Molecular function (GO): translation initiation factor activity; ATP binding; RNA helicase activity
Source: RefSeq, a predicted model, not a curated record
CCGCGGGCCUAAAAGCUGCACGCCGACAGCUUCUUGCUGCAAAUCUGACAAUAUGGCGACCUUUCGCUUGGUUUAUAAAAAUCCAAUUCAGCACGUGUAUCAAAGUGCCAAACUUCAAUCGUGAAAACAUGGAUGACAACCGCCAGGAGCAGACGUACGAUGGACCCGCCGGCAUGAACCCAGACGGCAUCAUCGAGUCGAACUAUAGCGAGUCUUAUGACAACUUCGACCAGAUGGGUCUGCGUGAGGAGCUCCUCCGCGGCAUUUACGCAUACGGUUUCGAGAAACCGUCUGCCAUCCAGCAGCGCGCCAUUGUGCCGUGCGUGAAAGGAAGCGAUGUAAUCGCACAAGCUCAGUCCGGUACCGGAAAGACUGCUACAUUUUCCAUUGCGAUCUUGCAGCAGAUCAAGACCGAGAUUCCGGACUGCCAGGCGCUGAUUCUGGCCCCGACGCGCGAGUUGGCCUCGCAGAUCCAGAAGGUCGUCAUCUCGCUGGGUGACUUCCUGAAGGCGCAGUGCCACGCCUGUAUCGGCGGCACCAACGUGCGCGACGAUAUGCGCCGCCUGGAGCAGGGCUGCCAUAUCGUGGUCGGUACGCCCGGUCGUGUCCACGACAUGAUCUCGCGCAACGUGCUGCAGCCGAAGAACAUCAAGAUGUUCGUGCUUGACGAAGCCGACGAGAUGUUGUCGCGCGGUUUCAAGGACCAGAUUCAGGACGUGUUCCAGAAGCUGCCGGCGGACGUGCAGGUCAUCCUGCUGUCCGCUACGAUGCCGGCGGAUGUGCUCGAGGUGUCCCAGCACUUCAUGCGCAACCCGGUCAAGAUUCUGGUGAAGAAGGAGGAGCUGACCCUGGAAGGUAUCCGGCAGUUCUACGUCGACGUGAAGUACGAGGACUGGAAGAUCGGCACGCUGUGCGAUCUGUACGACACGCUGUCGAUCACGCAGGCGGUCAUAUUCUGCAACACCCGCCGCAAGGUCGACCAGCUGACCGAGCAGAUGACGGAGAAGACGUUCACCGUGUCCGCCAUGCACGGCGACAUGGAGCAGCGCGAUCGCGAUCUGAUCAUGAAGCAGUUCCGUACCGGCUCGUCGCGUGUCCUGAUCACCACGGAUCUGCUCGCCCGUGGUAUCGAUGUGCAGCAGGUAUCACUAGUUAUUAAUUAUGACCUUCCAACGCUGCGGGAGAAUUACAUUCAUAGAAUUGGACGUGGUGGACGUUUCGGUCGUAAGGGAGUUGCUAUCAACUUCGUCACCGAACAGGACAAGCGGGUUCUCGCCGAUAUCGAGAAGCAUUACAACACUACCAUCGAGGAAAUGCCAGCCAAUCUGGCCGAUAUGAUUUAAAUUGCGGAAGUGCGAAAUAUUUUUGUUGUCUUUCCCCUCAAAAACGAAGAAACGAGCAAAGAUAAAUAACAACAGCAGCAGCAGCAGCAGGCCAGCGCCGCGCACCCGCAUAUAAUAACCAAGAGUGUGUUGUGUCUCUCUCUCUCUUUCUCUCUUCGUUCUUCCGGGUGUACUGUUGUGGUUUUUUUGUGUGGCCGGGGGUGGUGGGUGGUGGUGUGUUAGUAACUAAAUAUUGUAAGAAAGAUUCCAGAGACAUUUACGGAAAAGAAACAAGACGCGCGAGUGGCGGAAGCGCAGUGUAGCGUCCGAGAGGGGAGGAGUGUGAGGGAAGGGGAGAGUGUAUUCGAGCCGCGUGCGUGAAUCCAGCACCUCCACAUUGCCGCCGGUCUGCGGGGAGAAAACUACACCAGUAGCGCGCCGGAAGAUUGCGAUCGAUCGAGCGACGAGCAAGAGCAGCAAGAGAAGCAACAAAUUCCGCAAAUGGUAGCAGAUCCGGUAAUAACAACAACGCAGGAGAGAAGAAUUGACACAAGGAUACAACAGAUUUAGCAACCCAGCAGUCCGCAGUAGCAGCAGCAGGGGCACCCCAUUUAGCGCCGCGGCUGUCUACGGAGAAAGAACAUCCAGAAGAACAACAGCCACGUCCUUUCUAUAUAAACAAAAAUAAAAAAAAAUCACGGUGUAAAAGGAAUUAAUAACAGAAGAAAGCCCUAAAUCUACUACUUUUAUUGCUAAUAAAAUUAUUCAAACCAACCAACACAACAACCAAGCUGCGGUGGCAGCAGAAAGACGAUAA